Molecule: messenger RNA, 1638 nt
Organism: Pestalotiopsis fici W106-1
Lineage: Eukaryota; Fungi; Ascomycota; Sordariomycetes; Amphisphaeriales; Sporocadaceae
Exons: 1
Coding region: 1-1638 (545 amino acids)
Source: RefSeq, a predicted model, not a curated record
AUGUUCACGUAUCUCAGCUCCCAUCAUCAAAUUCCCACAGCCUUCAUCCCAGCAGUCUGCUCAUUUGGCGUAAUGCUGGAACCAAAAGAUGUCUGUCUAGCCUUUUUCGAGGGAGAUGACAGCCUGGCUUUACCGCCCUCAAAUCAGAUGCGGAUUAGGUCCGUUGGCCGAUCAGGAUCCGGAUUUCAAAUGUCAUUUCUCUUGCGUGUUGUCGAGAAAUCCGAGUCUCGGCCACCCUGGAGUUUCAUUAUACGGCCACUGGCUGUAUAUCACUCCUUUGAUGUACAAACCGGGCGAACGGUAUGGGUUACGGUAAAAGGUAAUAGCAGCACGAGAGAGCAAAUCUGCGAUGUGUUUGAAGACCAAUUGCACUCUGGAUCGAUUUCUGGAUCCAAUACGCCUGCAAGUGCCUUCGUUGCUACUCUUGCGAUUCAUCUUUCAAUCUUGGAGACAGUGGAUGAAAAUUGGCAAUUGUAUAUCAACGAGCUGGACCACGAAGCUCGUGAAGCAGUCGACAAAGCCAGCAAUGGUCAACUUGACUUUGGCCUUCGAUUCGAAAAAUUGCAGGACGAGAUCAGGCAGCAAAUGACUCGAACAGACACAAAUAACAUGAGCCAAGAACGCAGACAGUCUAGCUUCUUGCAAAGUGUUACAUCGGGAUUCCGAAGAAGUUUCAGCAAGCGCAAAUUGAACGACACCGAUGCGGAUUUGACUCGACCGAAGAACAAUGACCCGUGGUGGAAAGGUGUCUUCUCGGGUUCCAAUAAUACGACUUUACCAGAUAAGGAGAAUGAAAUUCAAGAAGAGCUGGACAAGUAUCUGAGGUUGGAUCACUACUCGUUCGGAGACAACCAAAAGUUACAUCGAUACGGAGAAGCCAUGCAGGAAGCAAUUCUGACCAUUAAGCUGGAUGCCAAUGUUGUUCAUGCGAUGAGUGAAUUUUAUCAGCGCGAAAGGCUGCGCAAAUCAGUGUUCAAGGAUGAGAACCAUCCUGACUUGUAUCGCCUGGACACGUUUAUUGAGGGAUUGAAAUCCUUGGAGAAUUCGCUGUGUAUCAAACAACAGCAACUUGAAAGCCUGGAAAAAUUCGUCAAAGAAGCAAAAGUCUUGGUAAGAAUGACCCCUGGCCUCAACGCCAAGAAUAUUGUGCUGACUUGUGUGUUCCUCACCCCGCAGUAUGAUGGAGUGUCCCAAUAUCGAAAUGUACAGAUCAGCACGAUCUAUGCCCAAAGCGCUCAGGCGUCAGCUAAGCGGAUGGAGGAAAUCGCUGGGAUCACAGAGAAAGAAACAGCAUCGAUGCACAUCAUCACCCUUGUCACGCUAGUCUUUCUCCCUGGCACAUUCAUUGCUGUAAGACUUGCAAUGCUUGCAGUGCCAAGUCUAUCACGGUCGGUAGAGUAUCUAACAACAUCUUCGCAGAGCUUUCUCCAGAGCGGUGUUUUUCAAUGGAAGGACCAGGAAUCACUGGAGAAUGCAUGGCAGUUCCGGUUGCCUGUCUUUGAAAUGUUUAUUGCGAUCUGUUUGGUCAUGAUGUUUCUCUCUUUUGUAGUGUGGUUUUUCGUGCUCAGGUAUCUGAGAGGGCGGGCGCAGGGUCAGGCUGUCACUGUUGGUGAGAAGGACAUUUCGAAGAUGGCAUGA